Adineta ricciae is the source of this 1341-nucleotide messenger RNA. The record is from the annotation of a GenBank genome assembly. NCBI's taxonomy places the organism in Eukaryota, Metazoa, Rotifera, Eurotatoria, Adinetida, Adinetidae.
AUGCGAACACGUUCACAAGACUUAGUCGAUAAACAAAAACCUCAAGUGGAGCGUUUAGCAAAUCAGACUACAACGAAGCGUAAAAAGAAAACGAAAGCCUUACCUGCCGAAGAUCAUCCAGAAUCAGUUCCAGUUGAAAAGCGGCUUCGUUGCUAUCGUUCAAAACCUACGAGUGCCAUGUGCACUCGCAUAAAACGUGCUAUACGGGAACGAUUAUAUUUAUUGGCCGUUAGUUCAACACCAGAAGAACCCACUCGUCGGACAUAUCAAGUUUUUGGGCAAACAGGCAACGUUUAUACUGUCACUAUUAGCCGUUUACUAUCGUGUACUUGUCCCGAUCAUGCUUCAGGUAAUGUAUGUAAACACAUCAUUUUUAUCUUGCAUCGUGUGCUCAAAGUCGAUAGUCGUUCACGACUUUUGUAUCAAAAAGCACUGUUAACUAACGAAUUGAACGAGAUAUUUACCAAUGCCGAUGCUCAGCAGAACGCUAUUUUCAAUGAUUCAAAUAUUCUUGCAGAGCAAGAGGUGCGCCGAGCUUACCAAGUAACAACGGGUGACUCCAAUACAAUCCUUGAUACUGUCGUGGAUACAACUGUGCCAGAAACAGUUGUAAAACAAAAAGCAAUUACAGCUGACGAUGACUGUCCCAUAUGUUGUGAAUCAAUGGAAGAUAAAGCAGGCGACCCUGAAAAUAUUCUGUUUUGUUCCACAUCAUGUGGUAAUAAUAUGCACAACAGUUGCUUUAAUCAAUGGCGUCGAAUGAAAACAUUGAUGCGUGAACCGGUUACUUGUCCGUUCUGUCGUAUUGAAUGGAAAAUAACUACAGAUAAUAAAUCAAGUGGACCGAAUAUUUCUUAUACCGCAGAUGGUUUUCUUAAUUUAGCAGCUCAUUCAACGACUACGGUUCGUCGUUCCUCUCCUCCACCCUAUGGUUUCAAUUAUCCGACUCUGUUACUGAAUGGAAAAGUUCUAGUUAGUGGAGGAUGGACAAUUGGUGGCUCGCAAAGUUGUACAGAAUUAUACGAUCCAUUGACAGAGAAAUGGACGAUGACUGGUAAUAUGUCAUCCCCACGAAGUAGUCAUAGAGCAGUUCUAUUGCACGAUGGAAAGGUUUUAGUGAGCGGUGGAUUCGGCAAUCCUUCGACUGGUAAUAGUACAGAACUGUAUGAUCCGUUAGAAGAGACAUGGACAUUCGCUGGCCACAUGGAUUACACACGCGAAUAUCAUACAGCCACAUUAUUAGAGGACGGAGAAGUAUUAGUAGCAGGUGGAUCGUAUCAGACCACACAUUUUCUGAACAGUGCCGAAAUAUACGAUCCAUCCGAAUACUUUCUCUAUUAG